AGUACAGAAACAGUUAUUUGAGUUAAGAGCAGAAUAUAAGAGCAGUUCCCAUGCUUUGUCUCUCCAGCAGUGACCAUCUUUGGCAUCUGUGCAUUCUUCAAGGACACAAGCCUUAGAAGCCAUGGCUUUCCAGUCUAAUGUUAUCAACACACAACCUACCAAUGCCAGACAAUACGCAGUAACUACAGCACGUUCUUCAGAGUGGAGUACAAGUGUGUUCGACUGCUGUGAUGACUGUGUCAUCUGUCUAUGUGGAGCAUUCAUCCCAUGCAUCCUUGGUUGUAAUGUGGCCCGGGACAACGGAGAGAGCUGCUGUCUACCUUUUCUCCCAGGAGCAUUGAUUGCUUUAAGAACAAGCAUCCGCAAUAAGAACAACAUUGAAGGCUCGGUGUGUAAUGAUUGGUUGGUCAUGGCCUGCCUGCCUUUAUGUGGACUGUGCCAGAUGGCACGAGAGCAGAAGAUAAGGGGAUAAACUGAUCACUGACUAAUUAUUUAGAAUAACAAGUUAGAAUUUGUAUAUUUGUCUGAUCUGAAACUUGUUUUUGAACAUUUCUUAACUAUAACUAUACCUAUUUUGUAUCAUUAACAUUUCUUACUAUUGUGUAACAUUCUAUAUAUGUUCUGAAAUAACAAUGUUAAUAAUGUGAGGUGGAGGCAGAACAAAAAAUAAACCAAUUAUGAACAAUGAAGGAUAGGGACAUUUAAAGCAGUCUUGACCUUUUCUUUUGCCCUGAUAGUUUUGGACAUUUAAGACUCAUAUUUAUUUAGGUAUGCAAACAACAAACAAACAAACAAACAAAAAAACAACAUAGAAUACUAUUUAAUUUUCAAUUAAUCAUGUUUCAAUAACACAUAAAAUUGUCUUUAUAGGAAUAAUUCUCUGUAAUUGUACUUACACAAUCACCAGUAUUUCAAUAA
This is a messenger RNA of Cyprinodon variegatus (sheepshead minnow), 918 nucleotides long. RefSeq names its product cornifelin (gene cnfn). Gene Ontology annotation, cellular component: cornified envelope. The record is from RefSeq and is a predicted model, not a curated record. Bases 122 to 472 code for a protein of 116 amino acids. The transcript has 4 exons. Lineage: Eukaryota; Metazoa; Chordata; Actinopteri; Cyprinodontiformes; Cyprinodontidae.